AUGGAGGAAAUCAAAAGUACAAUCGGGAGGUGGGACCGGAUCAGAAGCCACGAAAACGAAAGGGGUGGCGGUGGAAGUGCUCGUACUCACAAAAAUUAUAAGGGCCGGGCAAGUGGGAGUGACCAGCGUCAGGGAGGUAAUAAGGAGCACCAGGACGGGGGUCAACGAGAGAAGAAAUACCCGGACAAGAGACGAAAGGGGUAUCUGCCUCCUGAGGAGUACAACAAGCUGACAGUGGAAGAGAAGAUUGCUCUCCGGGCUAAACGUGAGGCGGCAGCCGAGGGAGGACAAGAGAAGAAAGGAGAAUAA
Molecule: messenger RNA, 309 nt
Organism: Knipowitschia caucasica
Lineage: Eukaryota; Metazoa; Chordata; Actinopteri; Gobiiformes; Gobiidae
Source: the annotation of a GenBank genome assembly